AUGGAGAAGGGAAUACAUCCUCAAGAGCCCAACACCGUUGCGGCGUCGCAACCACCCGCUGCAGAUAUAGUUGGCGACAAAGAUGUUGCUAUUGCGAUGGUGGGAGAAGAGCGCCACGCCGUAGACCCCGAUGUUGUCCGUCGCGCCGUCCGAAAAAUCGAUUGGUUCUUGAUUCCUGCCAUGACUGUCGGUUAUGGACUCGUGUAUUAUGAUAAGGCAAUCUUAGGCUCCGCAGCUCUAUUCGGAAUGACCGCCGAUCUCCACCUCAGCGUCCCGGACCCGCGGAACCCCUCCGCCGUCGACACCUCUCGGCUCAGCUGGGCGACCUCGAUCUUCUACUUCGGGAUGCUGGCCGGCCUGUACCCGAUGUCGUACGCCUUGCAGCGCUUCGCGACGGGGCGCGUGCUCGGCAUCAUCGUUGUGCUGUGGUCACUGACGUGCAUGCUGACCGCGGCCGUGACCUCGUACCAGGGGCUCUACGCGCAGCGCUUCUGCCUCGGCUUCGUCGAGAGCGUCAUCCCGACGGGCUUCAUGUGCAUCGUCAGCGGGUACUACACGCAGCAGGAGCAGUCGCUGCGCCAGAGUUGGUGGUUCUCGUCCACGGGGCUGUGGACGAUUAUCGGCGGCGCGCUGAACUACGGGUUUGCGCAGAUUACGGGGGGCGGGCUGAGGCGCUGGCAGUAUAUUUACCUCCUCGCUGGGUGCCUUACUUUUAUGUUUGGCUUGUUCUGCUUCGCAAUGCCCAGCUCGCCGGUUACGGCGUGGUUCUUGACGGAGCCAGAACGGUUUGCGGCGGUCGAGCGGCUGCGCUAUGGGCAGACUGGCGUGCGGUGUAAUACGUUCAAGGUGUCGCAGCUGAGGGAGGGGGUGCUGGACGUUAAGAUAUGGCUGAUUGCUAUCAUGAUGGCGUCUGCUUACACCGUCAACGGUGCUGUGUCUGGAUUUGGCCCCUUGAUCGUGUCGACGUUUGGUUGGAGCACCCUGGAGUCCAUCGUCUUCCAGUUCCCACUAGGGGGUCUAUGCUUAAUCGUUAUCCUACUCACUGGCUGGCUUGGGUCACGCUACCCGGAUAUUCGCAUCCUGAUGUUAAUUAUCUGCUGUCUGCCUGUUAUCGCAGGAUGCGCCAUCAUCUGGAAGAGCCAGUGGACGUUCCACGCUGCAGCGCCAGUGAUCGGCUACACAAUCACGGGGACAUUUGGCGGGGUGGUUAGUUUGAUCAUUACCAUUGGCAUGUCUAACGUCGCUGGACACACGAAGAAGAGCUUUACCUCGGCGACUAUAUUCGUCGCCUAUUGUGUUGGAAACAUCGUUGGCCCCCAGUUGAUCAAGAGCCAAACCAAAGCCGCCCAUUACCCAGAACUCUGGCUUGGGCUCAUUAUAUGUUACUGUAUCACUAUUAUCGCCUCGGUGGGUCUCUUCAUGGUUUUGCGAUACGAGAACCGAAAGAAGGAAUUGUCGGUGGUGGAAGACGAAGCUGAGAGAGCUAAGCUUGCCUUUCAGGAUCUUACCGAUAAACAAAAUCCCUAUUUUCGAUACGUUAUGUAA
Molecule: messenger RNA, 1545 nt
Organism: Hypoxylon fragiforme
Lineage: Eukaryota; Fungi; Ascomycota; Sordariomycetes; Xylariales; Hypoxylaceae
Product: MFS general substrate transporter
Exons: 5
Coding region: 1-1545 (514 amino acids)
Biological process (GO): transmembrane transport
Cellular component (GO): membrane
Molecular function (GO): transmembrane transporter activity
Source: RefSeq, a predicted model, not a curated record